UAGAGCGGGAGGAAUAUGUGUGAAGAUAAGGAGACCGGUUUCUUCAGGCCGUGGAAUAAUCCUGAGAGGAGUACGAAGGAGGAUAGGAUCGAGGCGUCAGUUACAAUUGAGGAGAACCAAUUUUCUUGUGUGAAACAAGAGGGAGACGAAGAUCAAAGAUUUUCGAAUCUUUACGAAAAGAUCUCCUUGUCAUCUGGUUCCUUCGAAAGGCGAAGAAGAAAGAAGAGCGAUUCUUCUAUCAAAACGACGAGCAGCUCGUCGUUGAAAGUUAAGAACGAGAGCAGGAAUGGAAGCGUAAGUUUGUCGAAAGAUUCUGUUCUCGAUUGUCCAUUGCCCUCCGAAACGGGUUCCUUUUCGAUUCCUGGUUCUCGUGGCCACUCGUUGUUCGAUGCGCCACACUCCUCAAUUAAUUAUCUUCAGAGAAUGACUGUCCCGAUGCGCUCUGAUCCGUGGUGUGAUCCUAUGGCUUCAACGUUGCAACCAACAGCUUCGACGACAGCGACGAUAGGGCUCCCGUUUUAUUGUGGAUUCCCUUCGGUGUUGCACAGCUUCCCACAAGCGCCUUCGUUUGUGGAGCAUGCUGUGGGAAUGCUCGAAAGACAAGAGGCGGUCGCGAAACAAAUAAGAAAACUGCGACCGAAAAAGUUUAGGUGCGAACACUGCGACGUCGCAUUCAGCAAUAACGGCCAACUAAAGGGACACAUCAGGAUACACACGGGUGAAAGACCGUUCAAAUGUGACGCGAAGGAUUGCGGCAAAUCGUUUACCAGGAACGAAGAAUUGACGAGGCACAAGAGAAUUCACACUGGACUUCGUCCUCACGCUUGCAUAAUUUGUGGAAAAUGUUUUGGUAGGAAAGAUCACUUGAAGAAGCAUAUGAGAACGCACGAGAAUCGCGAUCCGUAUAGAAUGUCCACGGCCACAUUGGGAAUGAUCGGUUUAGGAAAUACUCUACCUCAGGGAUUUUUCCCAUAUUUCUAUCCAACGUGAUAUAUUUGUAUAUAUUGUAUAAACGACGAUAAUCUCGACAAUAAUUUUGUAUUGUAUAUCGAAUUGACAUUAUUUUUUAUCUUUUAUAUAUUUUGAACU
Molecule: messenger RNA, 1089 nt
Organism: Apis florea (little honeybee)
Lineage: Eukaryota; Metazoa; Arthropoda; Insecta; Hymenoptera; Apidae
Biological process (GO): regulation of transcription by RNA polymerase II
Molecular function (GO): DNA-binding transcription factor activity, RNA polymerase II-specific; RNA polymerase II cis-regulatory region sequence-specific DNA binding
Source: RefSeq, a predicted model, not a curated record